AUGGACGCGCAGGGGCUGGAGUGGCUGCUCGUGCCCGUGCGGCGGCUCGCGUCGUGGGGCGCCGCGGGGGCCAUGGUGUUCGGCGGCGUGGUGCCCUACGUGCCCCAGUACCGCGACAUCCGGCGCAGCCAGAACGCCGAGGGCUUCUCCACGUACGUGUGCCUGGUGCUGCUCGUGGCCAACAUCCUGCGCAUCCUCUUCUGGUUUGGAAGGCGUUUUGAAUCCCCUCUUCUGUGGCAAAGCAUUAUCAUGAUCAUCACGAUGUUACUGAUGCUGAAGCUGUGCACUGAAGUACGUGUGUCCAACGAGCUAAACAUCAAGCGUCGCUCUUUCGCAGCUGCAGAUAGUAAGGAUGAAGAAAUCAAAGCACCUCCCAAGAGAUCUUAUCUGGAUUUUGACUUGAACUAUUUUUGGCAUUGGAGCAAGUUCACCGACUACGUGCAGUGCGUCCUGACCUUCACUGGGGUGACGGGUUACAUCACGUACCUGUGGCUGGACUCGUCCCUCUUCGUGGAGACGCUCGGCUUCCUGGCCGUGUUCACCGAGGCCAUGCUGGGCGUCCCCCAGCUCUACCGCAACCACCGCAACAGGUCCACAGAGGGAAUGAGCGUCAAGAUGGUGCUGAUGUGGACCAGCGGGGACACCUUCAAGACUGUUUACUUCGUCCUGAACCAGGCCCCUUUGCAGUUCUCCAUCUGCGGCCUGCUGCAGGUGCUGGUGGACAUGGCCAUCCUGCUGCAGGUCUACCUGUACAGCUCCUACCCGCAGAAGGCGGCGGCGCACCCCGCGCACCCGGCCAGCGCCAAGGCCCUGUGAGCCCCACAGCGGCCCGGCCGCCCCACGGCG
Molecule: messenger RNA, 846 nt
Organism: Nothoprocta perdicaria
Lineage: Eukaryota; Metazoa; Chordata; Aves; Tinamiformes; Tinamidae
Gene: SLC66A2
Product: PQ loop repeat containing 1
Exons: 5
Coding region: 1-816 (271 amino acids)
Biological process (GO): retrograde transport, endosome to Golgi; phospholipid translocation
Cellular component (GO): endosome; trans-Golgi network
Source: RefSeq, a predicted model, not a curated record